GAACCUCGUGUUUAAGAACUGAUUGUGAUAAAUUUCUGAUUAUUGAUCAGUGUUAUGAUGCUUUCUUGAUACCUGUGGCUAUUUGUUACUUAGAUGAUGAUGGGUAGUGAACAUCGCAUCGCUCUUAGUUCCAUCUCGUAUAUCGGUCUGAUUCUCUCUUUACUUGGAGAGGCCAUAACAGUGGCGGCUUAUCUUUCAUUUCUCAAUGUUCGUAAAGACAGGAUUCAGAUCCGGUUAAACCUGAUUGUGAACCUGAUGUUGGCGCAAAUUGUGCUGAUAGCAGGACUGAACGUUACGGGUCACAAGACACUAUGUCUUGUGGUUGUCGCGCUUGUGCAGUUCACCUACACGGCAUCCUUCUGUUGGAUGCUGGUGGAGGGUUGCUAUCUCUACCGAGUGAUCGUCAAAGUCUUCAAUUACCAUAUUGAUAUGCGCUACUGUUACGCGAUUUCUUACGGUUUUCCUACGCUGAUGGUCGUUGCUGCUUUGUUGUACGCUUACUUGCUAACAGGCGAAAUACAGGGAUACGUCAGCACCAAUGUUUGUUGGAUGAAUUACGAUAAUCAUGUUAUCUGGAUGUUCGCGGGACCAGUAAUUUUUAUCGCAACGGUCAACAUGUUGGUAUUGGGAUGUGUUGUCAAGGAGAUGAUCCUUCUGCCAACAGUCGAUCCCGAAAACUCAAGGACUUCCGAGAAUAUCAGGUCGAGUGCACGCGCUAUUGUUGUCCUAACGCCCUUGCUCGGCAUUACGUGGCUAUUUGGGCUUCUUAGUCUCAGCGGAAUUGGGGUGGUCGGGGAUUACAUUUUCACCAUACUCAAUUCAAGUCAGGGCUUCAUGAUUUUCAUAUUCCACUGCGUCCGCAACUCAGAGUUAAAGGCGGCCUUCAAUCUAAGGGUCUACCAGCUCGAAUCAAGUAACCUUCACGUCAAUUUGAGAUCCCCCACCCCCUCCCCUGCCAUUCUCACGCACAUGCGCUGUGGAAAUCAGGGGUCGUCUACUGAUGUCGACCAGGGAGUAACGAAAGUCAUUACGCGUGACAGUAGUUGCGUGACGAACACAAACUUGCGUGACGGUCAUCACGUGACCAAGUCUUUGGGGGAAAUAACGGCUGACAUCAAUCAAGUAAUGCCAGAAGUGUCUUAAACAGGGAUAUAUCUAGCGUGACAAUAACUGCGUGACAAAGCAGUUAACGUUAACUUAAACCAUAAGAAAAA
Nematostella vectensis (starlet sea anemone) is the source of this 1214-nucleotide messenger RNA. RefSeq names its product adhesion G-protein coupled receptor D1. Gene Ontology annotation, biological process: cell surface receptor signaling pathway; adenylate cyclase-activating G protein-coupled receptor signaling pathway. Gene Ontology annotation, molecular function: G protein-coupled receptor activity. NCBI's taxonomy places the organism in Eukaryota, Metazoa, Cnidaria, Anthozoa, Actiniaria, Edwardsiidae. The record is from RefSeq and is a predicted model, not a curated record. The coding region runs from base 94 to 1143 and encodes 349 amino acids. Gene Ontology annotation, cellular component: membrane. The transcript has 9 exons.